UACAUUUCAAGUUUUCAGUUGGCGUAAAUCGACACGAAACACUUUGCAGAUAUGAGUCGGUUAUUGUUGGCUGUGACAGUAUUCGCUUUUGUGGAACUUGCAAAAGGACAAGUUGUGAAUGGAAACUGGGGAUCGUGGUCUGCUUAUGGAUCAUGUUCAGUGACAUGUGGAAAUGGGCAAUACACCCGUUCAAGACAAUGUGACAACCCAGCGGCAUCUGGUGGUGGAACGGACUGUGCUGGUGACGAUGCAGAAACUAACAGUUGCUGGACGUCAACUUGUUAUCCAAAUCAACUUGGAAACUUAGAUAAGAACUGUGGUGCUGAUAACUAUGGAUGCGUAUCCGGUUUAGUGAAUUGUGUUACCAGUGCAAAAAGAUGUGAUGGAACAGUUGAUUGUUCUGAUGGUAGUGACGAAGAUCUAACACAUGCUGGAUGUGUAACAACAUGUUCAGGGGCAGAUUCUAUGACGAUGUCAGUUAUGCUUGUAGCAUCCAUGUGGAUAUUUAUGAAAAUAUUUAAGCAGUAAAAGACACCAUGAAAUUGACACUAUAAACUGGACCUAAUUAAGAUUUAUGUAAUAUUGCAUUAACCUACAUAUUUUUACUCCUUUGCUUAUUGAAAAAUAAAUAUAUCGAUAAUCUAUUA
This is a messenger RNA of Mytilus californianus (California mussel), 647 nucleotides long. Its product is annotated as coadhesin-like. The record is from RefSeq and is a predicted model, not a curated record. Gene Ontology annotation, cellular component: extracellular matrix. Gene Ontology annotation, molecular function: metalloendopeptidase activity; protein binding. Lineage: Eukaryota; Metazoa; Mollusca; Bivalvia; Mytilida; Mytilidae. The transcript is spliced from 5 exons. Gene Ontology annotation, biological process: extracellular matrix organization. The coding region runs from base 52 to 528 and encodes 158 amino acids.